CCUGUGAGACCCCCACCAGCCCCAGGCACCAUGAUCUGGGGAACUGGCCAUGAGCCAGCUGCUUCCGCACUAGCUGUAAGCACAGGGGUCUCACUUGCCUGCUUCGUCUGGAUGCAGGGGAGCUGCUGUCCAUCCAUACUCCCUCCCUCCCUCUAUCUAUCUAUCUAUCUAUCUAUCUAUCUAUCUAUCUAUCUAUCUAUCUAUCUAUCUAUCUAUCCUCCACUGCUCUCACAAGAACCCCUCUCAUUUCCACUCUUCUCCCUCUACACUUCCCAACCUCUGCCCACCCAGCACCAGUAGAUGCUGCCCCAUCACAGCCAAAAGACUUUGCUUCUGCCACCACUGCUUGGCUCAGCUCCUCCAGGGGCUGCUCCAUUCCAGCUCUGCUGUCUCCCUUCCUGGCUGCCAAUGGCUUCAAGGGAUGGGAGACGAAAAAGCCUGCAUUCUCCACUCACUUAGGUUCCCUGCUUGGAAGCACCAUGGCUGAGGUCCCUGAUUUCUUGGCUGACCAAAUGGAAACCUGCAGCAUGAGUGAGGAAUGCUUCUACGAGGCAGAUUACCCCAGCACGGUGAAGGGCUACAGUGCAGCGCCCUUAUCCCCAGGGGAAUCUGGCUGUGGGAUGAAUGUCCAGCUCCAGUUCACAGAGCCCAAGACCCACCGUGGCUUCCGCACAACUGUGGUGCUGGUGGUGGCAGUGGAAAAGAUGCGGAGGAUGCCGCAGAGCCCCCAGCUCUUCAGCGACUGCGACCUGCUGAACCUGUUCAAUGCAGUCUUCGAACCGGUGCCUUUCUCAAAUUGCCAACUGGCAUAUGAAGCCAACACCAGCUUCCGCUUCCAUCGGUGCCUCUCCUUUGACAUCCAGGAUGUGGCUCAGAAAUGCUUCUUCCUCCAGACACCUGCUCAGCUGGUAGCUCUCCACAUCCAGGGCCCUGAUGCCGGGCAGCGAGUCAUCAUCAACAUGGCCCUCUACAGACCCCAGAGUGGGGCACAGAGCCAGGCCCUUGUCAGGCUGCCUGUUGCUCUGGGCAUCAAAGACAAGGGCCUCUAUCUCUCCUGUGUGCUGAGUGGUGACCAGCCCAUGCUGCAGCUGGAGGAAGCAGAUGUCAAGGGGGACAUCUCUGGAGAUGACCUCCAGCGCUUCAUCUUCUACCGCAUCCAGGUGGACAAAAUAACCAAGUUUGAGUCAGCCUCUCACCCCGGCUGGUACAUCUGCACUUCCCAGGAACCCAACCAGCCUGUGGGAAUCACCAACCGUCUUGGCGAGGACCUCAUCACUGACUACAACCUCACCAGGCCCAAGCACUGAGCCCCCUCCCAACCCAAACCAAAUCAGCAGUCACUGGUUUCAGGCAACAGAGUUGUAUGUACUACGUACAUCCAUCCCCUCCCACACCGGGUUAUGUGACCAGGUGCGUCUCCCAUGUGCGUCUGUUCCCCAUAGCACUGUGUGUCCUCUCCCCAGGCAGUCUGAUCCACCCCCAAUCCUGUGAAACCUUCCAGCAGCCAGUGAGCUCUAUAUUAGAGCUCACUCAUGGUCAUGAAACUCUUGACUGCUAACACUUGAUGCUACAUUUAAAUCAGCCCAGCCAGGCAGUGUAGACACCCCCACCUCCCCCGCCUGCCAGGCCACAGCCCCAUCUGGCUGCAACAAGCAGAGGGAAUUAGCCCCUUCUGGGCCAGUUGCAAGGCAACACAUUAGCAAACUGGUCUGAAGCCAGCUGGCGAGGAUCUAUACCCUGGGUGAUACAUUGUAGACAGAAUUCUCUCCCCUUUCCUGAUGCCCCCCCAAAAUUCAGAUGUGUUUUAUGUGAAUUGUCACGUAACACAUCCAUGUUAUGGCUGCAUUCCUUAUUAUUAUUCAUAUCUCAUUAGAAAGCCUAGUUCUCAAAAACAGGUGCCUUAUUCCCUUUGAUGACACAAAUUCUAGGGACAGACUUGACAGUUCAUUUGUGAGACCAGAACCUGGUCUCGUCAUCUCUUGGGGCCCUGUGAAAAUUCACCGCAGGCUUGGAAGAGAAUUUGGAAAUACCUGAGGCAGACAACGGUGCAGAGACCCAGGAGCUGGCAUGUUUUUAUUAUAUAAAAACUCAAUGUCAUGUUAGUACCAGAUGCUGCUUCCCUGCACAUUCCUGUUGACUUCUUCUGUAGAAAGGAAUUAUUAUUUAAAUGCACUGUAUUCUUUUAAUUAUUUUUUGCAAUUAAAUUAUUUAUUGACAAACCA
Molecule: messenger RNA, 2222 nt
Organism: Alligator mississippiensis (American alligator)
Lineage: Eukaryota; Metazoa; Chordata; Crocodylia; Alligatoridae
Product: interleukin-1 beta
Exons: 6
Coding region: 480-1307 (275 amino acids)
Biological process (GO): cytokine-mediated signaling pathway; positive regulation of gene expression; cellular response to lipopolysaccharide
Molecular function (GO): cytokine activity; interleukin-1 receptor binding
Source: RefSeq, a predicted model, not a curated record